AUGCGCCGUCCGGGAACGCUGCCCAAUUCCGGCACGUCCGGUCAUCGUGCUGCCGCCGCUAUAGAGGACGGCUCCACGCCAUUGAGCGUCGCCGGCGAUAAUUGCUCGUCGACCGGCGCCAGGUUGCAUUAUUCCAAUCACUCUUUACGCCGCACGCCGCAACCGCCCCAUCUGCCACCUCGCGACACCGACAACCCCUCGGAAAGAACGCAGAACGACUCGAGGCUUCAAAACGGUAUACCCGGCCACCAUCGUGCGCCUCCGCCCCUUCCUUCCAGACACCAAUCGUCCUGCAGCCAAUCUUCCUACCCUACCCUGCCUAUGAACGGCCACGCGACUCAUCAGUUCCAUCAUUUCCCACGCGAGAAAGACAGAUCGUCGGCUCGCGAGAGGAGUCGCGAUCGGGACGUAGGCCUGCAAUCCGUCCCUCAUCGGUCCGACAAGCACCGAGAUCUUCAGAUGGAGAUGGAGAUGCGCGACGGGCUGGACAUGGGCGAAAUAGGCACUUAUCGAGCGUAAAGAUACGCAGCACGAAAAUGGGAACAAGGUGAACUCGUUUCGGAGAAGGCCGGAGAAGAGCGCGAAUAGGCCGAGCGAAUUGAAUCGAAGACUGAAUUCGAACGUCGAAUAGAGACUAUGUCUAGCGGGUGAACGAGAUUCAAAUAGACCGCAGUUUACGCGUCUCCGUCCGAUUUUCGCGCACGCACGUGAUACGCUCGAAGAGGCAAAGAUGCAUCGAAGCGUUAGCCAGCGAACGAUAUCGAUGCAAUCGCGAUGGAAUUGGCCAACUCACGACUAAAUCAAAUCGAAGACUGAUUACGACGGACAUCGGUGAACAAUAUCGACAAGUAAUUAACCGAUACCGGUACAUUCCAAUCACCUGUCUGCCAGUCUUCUGGCUGGGAUCGGCCAACACCAAUUUCAAUCAAAUUACAACGUUUUGGUCGAUGCAGUUUCUCUGCAGGUCGAUUGUACCGCGUCGUUGUAACGGCUCAACGAGAAAUCUCCAAUUUUUGCUAAAAAUAACAACCGAAAGGAACGUAUGGGAAAAGAUACGCGAGUUAUUUUAACGGGAACUGAGGAAGAAGAGUAUAUCCGAUGGAAAUAAGAAGAGAAAGGAGGAUUAGUCGCGCAUGCGAAUCAAACGAUAGAGUGGAUAAUGAAAACGUGACGAUGCCGAAGAAAAUUGGUCGAUAGGAGGAAAGGCCGACCGGCUAUCGAGAAUUAUCAGAAGGUAUCGAUACGUUUCGCUAGACGCGGACGUUACGUCCGCGUCACGAUAGUUCAGUGACUCUAAGAGCGCUCCAAGGACUUCUCGGUGAAAGAAAACCGACUGUACGAAGCAAGGUGGAUCAGAUGGGAACGCGCGCGUGUGAAACGUCCGUGAAGAACCGUGUCGAAAAGACCGACGGAAGAGCGAGUUCAGUGUACGUUACCGCAAUGGUUUUACGCGCAACUGUACAACGGUCGUCUUCGUCUUGAACGGAAAGAAAAUCGCGUGUUCGACGCAUCGAUGACUUUGAGGAUCUUUCGCGAAGAAUUCGUAAAGGCGAAAGCAGAAGAGAAGAAGGUGGUUGAAAGGAGUUGAAAGUUCCAGACGAACUUGCUGAGAACGACGUUCGACGAACGUGGCAAUGUUCGAAGCGUAAAAGCACCUCGUUUGUAAACGUAAUUGUGAAAAGUUCGUACAGCGAAACAACCGAAUCGAGAUCCGAAGAAACGAGACUCGUCGGUUACGUUCCCUUCUCGUCGCUGUCGUUGUCGCUGGCGAACGAUCGGACGAAAUCAUUUCGGGAAUCAUACCGCGAUCAUAGUGAGAAUCGCGGUGAAUAUUCAAGCGCCUUAGAAAGCGAAUAACUUGAGAAGAAAGACGCCGAGUCGUAUUCGGAAUGCUCUACUAAGCGUUUCGAUCGUUCGUUGUAUCGUAUAUGCCCGGCUGUUAUCAUACGUUAUACGUAUGUAUCAUAUAUUUCGUAUUUAUUGGCGUGCUAUUAGAUAACUUUAUAUCUAUCUUUGUAUUUUCUGUAUUAUUUAAGGAAAGAACCGACUGCUUUUUCACAUUUCCUUGAGAUUUGUACAUUUUUUCUCCCGGAAGAGUCGAGCCGAUUAACCUUGUAAAUUAUUGUAAAGAUAUUUUUUAAAUUUAGUCGUGUACAAAGAAAAAAUGUACGAAUUUGUAAUAGAACGCCUAUUUUCUGAGUACGAUUCGUAAUAAAUGAACGCUCGCACGAAACUCCGCUGCAUGUACUCGUGUACUUUGAGAUGUAAUAAAAAGUCGACCGCUUAAUUAUACCUAAACGGCGAAAUAUCACAACAGAGGACGGUCUCGAGUUCACAACCUACGUGAUGAAAUCAAAGGAACCCUCAAGAUCGAAAGCAACUUGGACGAAGUUGACUACCGAGAAUAAUCGCUCGACUGGAAUAUUCUCCUUCGCGAAUCUGGAACAUAAAUGUAUAACGAACUUUCUUGGACCGGAAGGAACUUUCGUGAAACUGGAACUUGAUCGUGAACUUAGGCUUCAACUAUUCAGGACGACAACACUGUCUCACGCUCUUUCGGAUCGCCAUCCAAUUGUACUUAAAACAAACGCUUGAAACAAUUUUCUAUUUAAGUCCGUGUGUCUUUGACUCGUACCACCGUUAUUAUUCCAUUCUCUGCUUCUAAGGGAAAGUUUGAACUACAGAACAGAAGAAAUUUCUACGCUAAUUACCAUGCGUUUCAUUCGAUAGACAUCGUACAUUUCGCUUAUUCGUUUUAACCUCGCCCCGUUUAAACAACGAGUCGACGUUCCAGUUGACAGCCAAAGCUACACGUACGCGAUCGAACGUUCGUCGAAAGAUCCUUCGAUUUUCUGGCAUCGAACUAUUAGAAGACCCUUUCAUUCGUGGAGAAUAAACUGCGUAUCUGCGUAAGAGAUGUACUUCUCGAUCGACGUAGAAUCGUAGCUAUAUAUAGUAUAUUUUAAUGGAGCGAAUUUUAUUUUCCAAACGAAGCGUGAAUAUGUAAACGCGUGACAUAGUUCGGCGAACCGUACAAGUCGUAGGUCUUGGAUCGUUAAAAUUUAAGGAUUAAUCUGUAACGUCUCGUCGAUGCGGAUACGUAUAUCAUUGCCAACGUCGAAAUUCCUGCGAUAAAGAUUACCGUUCGAAGCUGCUGUAUCGCUGAUCAAAGAGUGUCUCGACAGUCUGUGAGCUUGCCUGGCUGCUAAAUUUUUGCUUUCUAAACUCACUAUUUCACUGCAACGACCACAAGAAAAAAAAAAAAAAAAAGAAGAGAAAGAAGGGAAAAGGCAAGGAAAUACCUCGGUGUGUAAAGAAUUUUACGAUAAAGCUAGAAAUUUCGGUUGUCGUGCAAUGUUGUACCCGUCGUGAAAAUCGAUCGGCAAGACACGAUACCUAUACACGAUUCUGGCCGCCCGGCCAGCUGUUAACCGACUAGAAGCAAAAACUUAUCAACGUAUUGAAACGUAUUUUACGAUUUACGUGUACUCGUACUUUAACCACGAUCGUUUCACCGCCAACUCGAUAGCGAUCGAAGCUCGAGCAGACUUUUCCGUUGUUAUUCAGAACCGUGUACACUUCGGAAUAGCUGGCGGUCGUUUUUAUCCCACUGGGACAUAGGUGGACAUUAAAGGUGUAGGGUAUUCGGUAUCUCGAUGCAAAAUUAUUGGUUCCGUGUAGAUACGGAAUAUCGUGAACGAUGAUAGACCGCGGUGAGACAGAGCCACAGGCAACGAAAAACGAUCGUAAGCUAACGAUAUUCGAAUAGCUCUCGAUUUCUUUUCGGACACGUUCGUUCGUCCGCUGUUUUUCAGAAUCAAACUCGCGUAUAAAAGAAUAUCUGCCAUAUUAUAUCUUCAGAUUGUAAAUAACAUUACCUAUAUCGUUUACAGCUCGUAAAGAUUUCCUUUGGUCGUAACAGUUGUAUAUGCAUUUUUCGCGCGGUCGGAAUACAGUGUAUCUUCGUCAAGUACAGAGUAUCACUCGGAUAACUAAGUUUACUGGUAUUUCCUCGUCUAGAGUUUGUCGCUGCCUCGCCUCGCCGUUUGCUAAUUACGCGACUGCAAUUACGUGACUACAAUACGAUAAAAACAGCUUAUCGGUAUUCGAUCGAACGUUGUCAGAGACGUCGUUCUAAUUUCUAAAGUCAAACUUUCGACGAGAAAAACCACGAUCCAUAGCUCGGCUCGUUAUCGAAAGUAACCGACGUUCCGUGACUGAGAGACGUCUUAAAUUCGUCCCUCGAUACCAUCAAAAUCCUGUUUCUCAAACAGCACGAACGAUAUCUCUCUUUCGAUCGGCCAACCAACAACGUUAAGCAUUCUCGUUGGUGACACGAUACUCGAGACAUUCUUUAUCCAGUUCGAGUCUACACAAACUUUUUCCUAUUCGGUAUAUAAAACGGAAUAGAAAUGCCAACUUUGAAAUAAUAAUCGAUAACUAUAUAUAUAUAAUGCUCUCUAAAGUAAACGAGCAAAUUUUUAGUCGACGCUCCUAUGCUAAAGUUAAUAAUUCGUGUCAACAAUUUCAGUUGCUGGCGUUAAAAGACACACUUCGUCUCUCGCGAAAGUACAGAGAGGCAAAUUUAAUGAUACGAUAAGAUACGUGCGAUGAACGAAUUUUACUUUAUGAAACGCAAAGACGCUAUACUGACAUUUACAACCGAUAGACGGGCUCGUUGAGAGUGAAAUCACUCAAGAUCUCGCUAUAAUAACAUCGGUAGCGUGACAGAACAUAGAAAUCGUACAAAAUAUAUAUAUUUAGCCGGUUUAGCUGGUCCAGUUGAUUGCACGUCGUACGCGGUCUUGCGCACGUGCAUCGCGCCGCAACUCGGCGGAGCUCGCUUGGAAAAGAUGAGAAGCCCGCGCGACGAGAUUAUUUUUCCGGCCGAGUGUACCCUGUGGAAUUCCACGGUCACCCCGGUCGAGAAAGGUGACUGCACCUUGAAUCGGCUCUCGCGCGCGGAUCCCAACCGCGGAGAAGCUAAAUUCCAGUUCAGGCCUUUGAACGAGCUUCGAUUCCGGAAUAGGUUUCGAGCAGCCAUUCGCCAGCUAUUGUUUUCGAAGAAGAACGAGAAAGUCCUGUGCGUGUUUCCCAAUCGCUCUCUUUCACGCGGGAAAACGCGCGUGCAAAUUCCCUAUUUAAGAUUUUUUUACUUCAAACGGACAUUUUCAAAGAACUUUACUUCUUCGGGCGUGUCGCUUUAAAUUGACGAUAUUUAAUAAUUUCGUUUGCUCGAAGAAUUAGGAAUCGUCGAGCGAUUAUACAGCGAUAGGCGCGCGGUACGAUCAGUUGCGUCGAUGCUGGUAAAUGCAAAGAGCAAUUCAAACAGUUCACCAUUCAACGCUUCAUUCAGAAUCGAACAAACUUUGUCCGACGAAAUAUGUCAGUAUAGUAUCUGUGUUGGCAACAAGUAGCUUUUAAAAAUUCAGUAUCUAUCCGGUACAUGUCAGUCCGACCCAUCCGUUUCGAUCGCACUAUCGUGUUUGGGAAACUUUUCAUUCAUAAACGUCAGUGAAAAACAUUUAUUAACUCGAAAAUGGAUUAACACGCGUGUACGUAGUAUUUUACAUUUUGUUUGUUGGGAACGUUAAAUCGAUGACGGUUAGAGGCUUCCCAAUUCUAUACACGAGAGAGAAAAAAUUGUGCACCGAUAUGCGUACCUGAUACGUUUGAUGUUUCGUUUAAUCCCGACCGGUAUCCAUUCGCUUUAACUUGCGACAAAAUGGUAAAAAUAAUUAAGCAAUCCAAAAAGUUGUCCCGUAGAUUUCGUUAAACUAAUUAUCUAAAAUUACAAACGUUUCGUUUCAUACAACCGAGAACGAUUGAAUUAAACACAUGGAUUAAAUUAUCAGGCGAUAAUUCUAUAUUCUCGAAUAGUCGAGAUUAAGUGACGGAUCUAUUAAAUUUUGUAUUUCGUAAAACGAACAUAUAUAUCAUAUGCUUCGUUCUCUUGCGUGAUCCUUUAAAUUAUAUAUUUAAAUAUGAUACUAGAAAUCGCGUGCCAUUGCAAUUUACCCCAACAAUUUGAAACAUACGUACGUAGAUUACGAGUCUUUCGUUCUAUUCUAUAUUUUUUUGCCUACUAAUCUAUUUAUUCUAAUUAAAACUUGUUAUCUCGUACUAAAUUGGUAUUUUUAUGUCGCAAUGUAUGUUUCUUUUAACGUAACCGUUUAAAUCUCCAAAGUGAUUAAUAAAAUGUCGACUAUUUCUUCAAAAAUAUGUUCGAUCGAUGUCUCGAGAAGCGUUACGAUCAAUUGUUCGCUGUUAUAGAUCAGCAAUUAAAUACCAAUUACGAACGGACGAUAGAAAUAUAAAAGGAAAAGAUAUGCGUAUAUAAAACCUCGAUGUAGCGUGUCAAGACGUGUUUUCAACAAGUGGUUGAGAGAUCAUCGAAAACGGAAUGAGUAAUCAAAGUUGCGGCAUAUUUUACGAAGCAACCUAAUAUCUGUAAUAAAAUAUUCAUAAGCAUCUAUUAUGCGGACACGCGUACUUUAAGAAACUCCUUUUUUUUUUUUUUUUUUUGUAGAAACGUUCGUAUUUCAAUUUUCGUACUUAAUCUGGAAUCCGUGCCAAUCGAGUACAGAUCGCCUUUACACGUGCACACGUGCACACACAAAAGUAGACAUAAAAUUUAUCUCGAGGCAAAAGCCUUUGAUAUUUAAGAUUUUACAAAAUGUUCAUAUCCUAGCAGGAAGCAACGAGGAAGAUAAAUAAAGUUUACGUGAAAAGGCUGCAAGUUACAUCGUUUCGCUCCGUUCGCUUUCAAUUUUGUAUCGUCACAUGUACUGCCACUUAACCGAAAUAUCCGACACCCUCUGUGUUCAUAAGAAUCAUCGUUUCGCGGCAUUUUAGAAAUGAUUUUAACGCGAAAUCGAAUCGCCAUUGUCACUCGAACGUAAACGGAAUCUCGAGUGUCGACUGUUUCUCGUUAUUCAUUGUCGAUUCUCGUCUGAGAAAUCAAGAGACUAAAUACGAAAAACAGGAAAUCGAAGGUGAUUCGCGUUCGAACUGUCAAACGGAUCGUCAUACGCGUUAGAUCCAUAUAAAAGCGAUCGGCCCGUGAGUAACGAUGCAUCUAGUUCCGUAAGUUGGACGCUUUCCAAAAUACUCGCACAAAUCUUAUCGCGCGUAGCUUUUCAGUGGCUGAAGUUCGCUAACACCGGUAAAAGAGUAUCGUAUCGAGAAAUCGACAUGAACGCGUUCACUGUUGAUCAAUUUCCAUUGUCGAUGCCACUGUUCGCCAAAUUAUAAUCUUACGUCAUAAAAUUAUAUCUUCCUUUCGUGCAAAAUUUUGCAUACGCAUUGUGAAGAACUCUAUGCCGAUUUGAAUCCGAGACAUGAUCUGUGAGCGUGUUGACCCGUUAUUUUUUUUUACCUGAUUCGUAAUCAUUUUCCCUUUAUACCUAAUAUCGGAUAUGUAUGUCUACAUCACGUUGGCAGAAUAAUAUUUAUCUCGAACGUUCUUCUCUAUACGUUGAGCGCAUUAUUGUCAAACGUUUAUCAACGUACUGAAAUUCGUUUGAGCGCGAUAUGUCGUGCGAAACGUAUAGAAUCGCGAACGUGAAUCUUAUCGAUCGUCUCCGUUAUCGAAAAUGUAGUAAAAAUUCGCUGAUAAAUUCGUGAAAUUUCUUCGCAGAGAUCGCGUAACAGGCGUGGAAGAAAUGACGAAACGUGUUCGCAAAACGUCCCUAACGCCCCUGUUCUGUAUGAGGGAGAAACUGCUGAUAUCCUAUCCAAUGUAUUCCGACGAGAUGGUCGGGAUCGAAUUCAAGUAACUCAAAAAUUAAUGUAGUGGUAAGUCAGCAUUAAGUAUAUCAGAUCUUAUUUUUUAAGCAGCGCAAGAGUUUGCGGGCGCAAAGGUGUGACGCCGUGAGAGCGAGAAUGUAAGAAAACACAGGGAACCGAUGUCUGAAUUUCAUUCCUCGACAUUGUUCACCCGUGUUUUCCACGAUCGAAUCUGCGAAUGCAUUGAAAGAACCCUAAGUAGAAUGUCCGAUUGUAAUUAAAUAUAUUGUAAAUGUCGGGUCAAAUGUCGUAGAUAGACGGGGAAAUAUGUAGAAAAACAGAGUAUUACUCUAUCAUGAUAAAAAAAAAAGACAAAAAAAUGGGCGAAGAAAAUUGUAUAUUUUAGGAUAUGGCUGUCGUGUUAAGCAGAAAGAAGAAAUAAUUACGUAAACGAAUUGUGUCGUAUCGUAUCGUGUUGCUAGUCAAUCGACACGUGUUGAAAAAUAAAGACGAAGGAACGACGAUUCGGCGAGAGUGGUGUAAAGAGCAAGAUCGAGUAAGUUAAUCAUCUCACAAAUAUUAAAUUAUUGUACAAAAUUUAAUGCCGAUAGUAUGUAAGGCCUAUCGUUUUACUUGUACGAGAUCCAUUUAUGUUUAUAACGUACGACCUAUACUACGAUACUAUCGCGCUAAGUUGAAUGGCGCGUAAACUCGUAUCUAUGCACACGAUUUAUUCACGUUCCUUUCGCGUACGAGAGACAAGCUGGAGUUCCGACUGGUUCCCAAGUUUCUUCAACUAUCGUACGCAUUAUGAUUCCGAUUCAACAAACGCAGAUUAUAUAAUAUUUGAAACAGAAUAUACCUUCAACUAUGAUUUGAUGAUAAUUUAUCCAUAUUUUAUAUCUAACAUGUCGUUGAAACAGCGAACGGCUAAAGUUGACUUUGGUAGCUUUUAAAAAAUCGUGAGACAGGAUUAUAUCAAUGUAUUUUAUACCGACCAUUUUUUCCAAAAUCACGAUCAAUGACAAUAUUCCUACCAAAUACCAAAUUCUUUUUCCUUUCUUCUCUCUCUCUUUUCUUCUUUUUUUUUUUUUUAAUACGUAAAUAGAUAAAUUUUGACUAUAUUUAGCAAGAUUUCUUCAAGUAUAAUCUUCGUAUAAACAUUCGUAGAUACUUUUUAUACACGAAAAUGGUAUUAUCAUUGAAACCGCAAUCGAUAGAAUUAAAGAAAGAUAUAACAGACUGGAACAAGUAAGAACUCUCGCUCGUUUAUCUAUGCAGUAGCGGCUGACUUCGAUGUCCAUCCCAAUUCUUCGACCACGUGCACUCUGAAUCGUUUCCAAUUUCAAACAGAAAAGACUAAAGGACUCGCGAGGCUUCACGAAACUGUCAACAUGGGAAGGAAGGAGCGAGGAAACGCGUUAGAGGAGCAGCCGGCAAACGAAAUCUAACAUGCACGCGGACACACUGUACAUUCGUGUAAAGCAUAGCGGAGCCUUAUUGAGAAAGCAAUAUGCAUCCUUUAAAAAAAAAAAAAAACUGCUUAAAGUAUUUUCAAGCUGCUAAUUCUACUCGAAUAAUUAAUUCCUAUGCUAAGUAAUAUCGAGGCAGUCUGGAUUCUCGAAAAAUGGAGAUCGUCUUCUGCGGCUUCGUCAUCGCGAAACUCACUGAAGAAGAUCACCUUUUUGGAGGACCACUGAUGUAACCCACGGAUAGCGCUUCAAACUUUACACGUACAUUCUCUUCUUCACAACUAACUGGUCGUUUCGAUCGUUCACACUGCCACCUAAUUUUUUCACUAUCCGUGUAUUUACUUUUACAAAAAAUUACCAAAUUUAAUAUUUCUUUUCGAACGUACCAAACGAAAAUUAUAUCGUAUCGCGCAAUAUAAUAUUUGCAUACAUAUACAUAUUUUUCGCUACCGUGGGCGCCAGUCAGAGCCCUCUCCACCCCGUAUGUAAAUACACUACCGAAAAUAGUACGUAUAAAAAUUAUUCAUCGCCUAUACGAUACAAUUUUCUCCUACUUAUUGAAUCUUUAUUAAAGUAUAUAAUAAAAACGUGAGUGCAGCCCCGGUUCCACCAGCUUCCUCUUCGCCGCUUUUGCCGCGGCUCAACACCGUCGAACAUGUAAAUAUGUGUCGUGAAAAGACAAAAUAGAGAGGAGGCCGAGGGAAACACGGCGGUGCUCGAGAAAAAUAGUAGCGGCGCUCCGUAUUUUGGCGUAAAAAUUAAGCGAACGUGUAAACUCGUAAAACCAAACGGGGAGAAAGUGGUUUUAGCGAGUCCCUGGGCCAUAACAUAGGUCACUAAAUAUAAUAAUAUUAUAGGGAUAUCUCAGCGUUAUUUUGUACAUAAACAACUUUAUCAACGGAUAUUAAGAAGUCAUCAAUAAAUCUACAUAUAAAAAGACAA
Messenger RNA from Bombus pyrosoma, 10142 nucleotides. RefSeq lists its product as uncharacterized. The record is from RefSeq and is a predicted model, not a curated record. Lineage: Eukaryota; Metazoa; Arthropoda; Insecta; Hymenoptera; Apidae. The transcript has a single exon. The coding region runs from base 1 to 519 and encodes 172 amino acids.